CUCGCCGCCAUCACCGCUUUUACCUGCCCGCUCUUUCCCCCGACUUUCCCCUUUCUUCAUUUCCGUCAAAAUUAUAUCGAUUUCCGUCAAAAUUAUAUCGAGAAAGAUUGAGAAGAGGAGGCAUACAUCCUUUCUUCAAUUUGGUGCAGAGGCGCCUCCUGCUUUCCAACCUCGGGGGUUGUCAAAGUAAAGACUGAGAUUUCGACAGAUAUAAAUCGAAAUCGAAAGGAACGCGGUAUCAGCGCUCAGCGUCAGCUUCGAAGUUUAUUAAUUGUUGUACAGCUACACUGAGGCUUGUCCUUAAUCUACCAUGGACAUUACUCAGUGCCAUCGAACAUGGCUAUCCACAUACUAUGUCAAGUUACGCAUUUUUGUAGGUCGUAUUCUCUACGACCAACCACGAUACAAAGGCACGCGUUACGGAUCGAGGGUCGUUCAAAUAGGACCAAAGUCCCUUCUCAAGCGAACAUCCAUUGUUGAAGCAAAGACCAUGGCCUUGGUUUCUCGCUUGACCUCGCUCCCAAUUCCUCACUUGCGUCACGUUUGGGUCGAUCAUAACGUUCAGCAGGACGGUCGACAAAUGUGCUGGGUCGUCAUGGAGUACAUGCCGGGUCGCACUUGGGACCAAGCCUGGCCAGAUCUUAGUUCGAAAGAGAGGGACAAGAUACAAGGACAGAUGCGCAACUAUAUCAAUCAACUGAGGGAAAUUCGGCCAGAUGGAUUACCUGAUGGAUAUGUCGGUCCUGUAGGAAAUCAUCACUGCUGGGACUAUAAACUCGAUACCUCCCAGGCAUACGGACCUUUCCCUAGCUUGCAGUCUUUUUACGACCAUCUACUAUCAACUGCUAAGAAACUCAACGAAUCUAUUGCAUCUCGUAUUCAUUCGGACCUGUUAAACGCAGCACUCUCCCAUUCUCCUUCCUCGCAAUCCAUUUUCACGCACUCCGAUCUUGUGCCCCGUAACAUCCUCAUUCACAACGGCGAAAUCAGCGCUAUACUAGACUGGGAACAAUCAGGGUGGUGGCCUUAUUGGUGGGAACAUUCCAAGUCACUUUAUGCUCUCGGCCCCUUAACCGAAGAAGAUCGAAAGCUGUGGUCGUCAUUCGUCGCCGAAACAAUUCCACUGUACAACUUAGAGCUUGACCUCGAUAUUGGUAUAUAUGAAAUAGUUGGACCGCAGCUAUGAAUGUCGACGCCUUGAAACAGCAUUGCGUGUACAUGCACCUACUACCUGAAUUAGUCUUGAACUUGAGGCCUCAAACUGUAGAGGUUGAGCUUUCUCAUUUCCGUUUUUCAGCCUACUGUCUAUUGUCCUCCUUUUUGUGUAUCGUACUGCUAGAAGAGACCUCUACUCGGUAUCACUUAGCUCCUCUAUUCGUCUCGGACGCCAUCAUGAUGAUUAAUAGUACACCCAAACCGGUUUGAUUUGUUAUGAAGCAAACCUCUACCGACAGCCUCCCAGUAGAU
Molecule: messenger RNA, 1467 nt
Organism: Desarmillaria tabescens
Lineage: Eukaryota; Fungi; Basidiomycota; Agaricomycetes; Agaricales; Physalacriaceae
Product: kinase-like domain-containing protein
Exons: 2
Coding region: 311-1186 (291 amino acids)
Source: RefSeq, a predicted model, not a curated record